CGUCAGCUGACACAGCAUAGUCAACAAUCCUCUUAAAGCAGCAGCUAUGUCUGCCAAGGAUUCUGAGAAAAUGCAGAUCAUGAUGGAGCUGGUAAAUGAAACUGAGAUCAGUCUGCUUGAAUGCAAGGUCUGUUUUGAAAAAUAUAGCCACCAAAAACAACAUCGUCCAAGGAACUUACCCUGUGGGCAUAUUAUAUGCCUGGAUUGUGUGUGUUCACUAGCACAUCCAAGGAACUUUAGGCUGGAAUGCCCUUUCUGUCGAAGAGUGUGCAAGUCGUCUGAGACAAGUGACUGUUUACCAUUGCUGCACCUAACUGAGAUCUUACGACCUGCAACUAAUAUUCCUUCUACUUCAGGAACAACAGCUGGGGCAAGUGACGAAGGAAUUGGAUCAACAUCUCCAGGCUUAACGUUUAGCCUUUCUUUUGGAGGCUGGGGAAUGCUAAUCAAUCCAACUGGGAUUGCAGUAUGUCAGAGAUCUAGCUGUGUAGUAGUGGCACAUGAUGGCAAGAAAAGGAUUAAGCUCUUUGGUUUGAGUGGAAGCUGUAUACAGCAGUUUGGGGAACGAGGCAACGCAGGCAAUGAUAUCAAAUACCCACUUGAUGUAACAGUCACACUGGAUGGUCAUGUCGUUGUCACAGACAGUGGGGAUCAGUCUGUGAAAGUGUUUGACUUUGAUGGAAGAGGCAAGCUAGUUAUCCGAGGGUCCUUCCACUUACCAUGGGGUUUGGAUAUCACCCCUGAAAAUAAAGUUAUUCUGACUGAUGCAAAUGCAGGGGCCCUUUAUCAUUUGACAGCUGAUUUUAAAAAAGGGGAACUAAAAAAGAUUCAGAAGACCCAGUCAGACCUAUGCAAUCCAAGAGAGGUGGCAGUUUCUCAGCUGUCUGGGGUUAUUGCUGUAAUUGAGCACCUUCUGGCUAGAGGACCAAACUACAGCAGUACAAGGAUGAAGAUAUUCAAUGCUGACAUGACGCUUAUUGGCCAGCUCGAUAGCUUUGGUCUCAACCUAUUUUUUCCUUCCAAAAUAUAUGUCACUGCUGUGACCUUUGACAGAGAGGGACAUAUCAUAGUAGCAGAUGUCUAUAACCAGGCUGUAUUGUGCUUAGGGAAGCCUGAGGAGUUUCCGGUCUUUAAGCCCAUAAUUACCCAAGGGCUUGCUUACCCUGUAGCAUUGACAUACACAGCAAACAAUUCUCUGAUUGUCUUAGACAAUGGUGACCAUUCAGUAAAAAUAUAUACCACUAGCUGAACUAUUUUUGAUUCCUGCUAAUGUAAUUUAAUUCAAUUUUCAUCUUUUAAAAAAGCUAAGCUAUGGUUUUAUUGGAUAGUUGCAUCAUUUUUGUUCCUUCCAUGAACUUGUAGGAAACUGCUAGGUUUUUGGAUGGAUGUGCUGUAUGAUUUGUGAAAUUCUUGCCAAUUCUGACUUCUGCAUAUUGUGUGACAGUGUCUACUGCAGCAUAAGACAGAGAUUUCCACCAUAUGACUUUGCAUUUUUCCAAACUAUUAUACACAAUGAAGUUGUGAUUUGUGUGUGCAUGUGUGAACAAAAAGAAUGAUGUUCUAAACAUUUUUUAAAAGGGUAGUUCUAGACAAUGGGAAAUCCUGGCUAUUUUGACUGCUGGAAAGGAUGUCUUACCUUUUGGUUUUCUUUCUUAGUGUCUAAUUUAUCUGAUGUGUUGGGUAAGUUGAGAGAAUGACAUGAGGAAAUACAGCAAUUUUCAUGUUAAUAAAUUCUAAUAGGAGGGGAACUGGCUUGAUGAGAUGAAAAGUGCCUUUCAGUUCAGGAUCAUUGUAGACAACAUUCAACUAAGGUCCAUACUGGCAUCCAUUAUAAUUUUUAAGGAGCCUAAGUGAAAUGAAUGGAAGGUAAAAGUCUAGGACUUCCAGUGUGAUUACUGAAACUACCAUGAAAACUGGUGUUGGAGGCCAAUGGGAUUAAAGACUGAUUCAUGGUCUCAUCCCUACAUGUCUCAUCAUAAGAGUUGAGAUUAUUAGUAGAGUAAUACUUGGAAGAUUUUGCUGUUAGUACUAGGCAUUUUCUUUAGAUAUUUCCCAGGAUCGACUUUCCAUAGUAAACCACUUCUUCGUGAUCACUGACUUCAUUUGAAAAAUAUUUUUAUAAUCUGUUAUGGAGACAGUAUCUCAAGGUUUGACAAGAUUUUUAUUUUUCUUCCUAUUUGCCGUGUUUGUUUGAAGUUGUUUCUUGCUGGCCUUUCAAAUAGUAUAUCAGUGCUCCUGCUUCCAUACCAAACAGAACUGAGGAGUGUAGAUGGGAGUAAGUAGAGACGGCAAAGGCACAGCAAAAUUUGGAUUCAGUCUUUAUUUUAUCCGUGCUAAUCUGCAUAUCUCUGGUCACCAUUUCUGUUGCUUCACUGAAGAGUAGAAAUGAAGAUAUAAUUGCAUUAAUUUAACAGAAAUGAUAAUAUUGUAACUGGACUCUUGACUGAAUCCUUUCAGGUUUCUUUGCUAAAAAUGGGAUAUUUUGAAAUAAGUAAUAUAGUGGCAGCAGCAGUUUUGGCCUUUCAGACUGUGAAACUACUACGUAGGCUUUGAACCAAAGCCCUUUGAAGAUGUCAAUGGGGAAUCCUUCCAUUAACUUCAGUAGCCUUUUGAGCUAGCUUCAAGAGCUGGUAGUGAUUAUUAGAUAAUAUUGCACCAGUAGUCAAUGUGACAGUAUUAAAUUAAGCAGUAUUGAGAUACUUUUCACUUAUUUGAAAAUGAAUGUAUUUUUUAUCUGUCAUGUUAACAUCUGUAAAAAUAUAAAACUCCAUUAAAUAGAAGCUAUUU
This is a messenger RNA of Gavialis gangeticus (Gharial), 2787 nucleotides long. RefSeq names its product NHL repeat containing E3 ubiquitin protein ligase 1 (gene NHLRC1). Gene Ontology annotation, molecular function: ubiquitin protein ligase activity; translation repressor activity; protein binding. The transcript has a single exon. NCBI's taxonomy places the organism in Eukaryota, Metazoa, Chordata, Crocodylia, Gavialidae. Bases 47 to 1249 code for a protein of 400 amino acids. The record is from RefSeq and is a predicted model, not a curated record. Gene Ontology annotation, biological process: negative regulation of translation; protein polyubiquitination; proteasome-mediated ubiquitin-dependent protein catabolic process.